Messenger RNA from Symbiodinium sp. CCMP2592, 4887 nucleotides. The record is from the annotation of a GenBank genome assembly. Lineage: Eukaryota; Dinophyceae; Suessiales; Symbiodiniaceae.
AUGGCCUCCCCUCCACAGUGGAGCAGGGAGUUCUCCAAGCAGCGAGUCGCACAACUCACCAAACUCGGCAAAGCCACAAACUGGGCCAAAGCUCUCAGUCUCGUGGCUGACCACGCCCAGAAGGGCCCAGACCUCGAUGUCUUUGCCGUUGGAGCGAGCAUUCGUGCGUGCGAGCCUUCUGCACAAUGGGACGUCGCUCUGUCUCUGCUGUCACUGGGCCGUGCAAGUCGAGUCGUUCUGAAUGACGUCGCGUACAACAUUGCCAUUAGCGUGUGUGACAAGGCCAAGAGGUGGGAUCAAGCCAUUCUACUUAUCCUGGACAUGGAGGCUAAUCAUGUGCAAACGGAUGUGAUCACUUGGAGUGCUUUGGUCAGUGCUUUUGCCAAGGGCCAGCAGUGGGAACAGGCCCUGGAAGUCCUGCAAUCACUGCCAUUGCGGCAAGUGACACCAAAUGGGAUGACAUACAGUGCUGCAAUCAGUGCAUGCACGGCCGCGACGCCGUGGCCUUGGGCCCUUGAGAUUGCAGAGGUCAUGCAGCAGCAGAGGCUGGAAGCUGAUUCUGUUGUGCAAACAGCCAUGAUCACCGCCUGCGGCUUCGGUGCGAAGUGGGAAGAAUGCAUCGCUAUUGUGGCUGCUAUGCAAGGUGAGUCACUUCGGCAAAUAACUUGCAAUGCGUUCAUGACCUCUUUGCAGAGGGCCGGACAAUGGACUCGGGUCCUCGAUGUGCUUCGUGAGGUGCAGCAGAAGGCUGGCAUUUGGAAGAACUGCACCCUUGACUCCUUCUCUUGCUCGGCUGCCAUAGCAGCAUGCGGCACCGGCGGCCACUGGCAGGAGGCUGUGGGCCUCUUUGUGCGGACUCCAGUGCAGUCAGUGGUUCUACUGAACGUGGCCAUAGUGGCUUGCGGUGAGAACUCCCAGUGGCAAUGGGUUCUGCAGUUGUUGAGCUACAGCCUUUUCAAUCGCUUGAUGCCAGACACCAUAUCGUGCAACUCCGCCAUCACAGCAUGCCAGAUGUGCGGACGCUGGCAGGAGGCAGAGACGAUCCUAGAGGAGAUGUCAAGACAGGUGAGCGCUGCGCCGGACCGGAUCACGCUGAACGCCUUUGUCACUGCUUGUGGGGUCGCUCAACGAUGGCAGCGGGGCAUUUCAGCCUUGGUCGGUGAACUUUCGGCUUUCAGCGGUAUAGAGCCUGACACAGUAAGCUGCAACGCCGCUCUGGCUGGAUGCCAAGCACAGUGGAGACAGUGCGGGGCUAUUCUGGAGUUUGCAGCUGCAGCAGGCAUCAUCAUCGAUGAGGUGGGGUGCUCUGCUGCCAUUACCGCUUUCGAUCGUGGCCAUUCCUGGGAGCGUGCAAGCCUAGCUCUGUGCGCGAUGCGUUCACUUGGCCAGAACAUAGUGGCUACGAACUCUGUGCUCGCUGCGUACGAGAAGGUCGGUCGAUGGGACUCUGCACUUGCCCUGCUUUACCGACUCAAUAUGCAUCAGUUGGAAGCAGAUCGAGUUAGCUUCAACAGCUGCACUAGCUGCUGUGAGAAAAGCCUGUUCUGGUGGCAAGCUAUUGAUGUCUUCCAAAACAAGAUGCAGUACGACUUGAUCAGCUUCAACGUGCUUCUGCGCUCGUGCAUGCAUGCGGCCGAUUGGGAGGCGGCUGUAGCUUUGCUGGCAAGGAUGGAGGAGGAAGCGCUGCAGCCGACAGAGAUGAGUCUGGCUCCUGCGAUCGAGGCGCUGGUAGAAAACCAACGAGUUACCUCGACUUGUGACCUCCUCUAUCAGCUGCAGGACCAAGCACUUCUAUCAACCCUGGGCGGAUACUCAAAAAGCAAAAAAGCAGGCACUUCCGGUCUAGGCAGCGGGAUUGUCUCAAAUGCAAAGCAGCUAUCGACUCCGGAGCUCGGCGACUUCGCGGUGCCACACUGGGGCUACGUGCAAAUCCAUGAGGCGGAAAGGGCAGCGGAAGCAGCCAACUUGAGACGACGUACGGCAACCCCGCCGCCGCCUCGGCCGCAUGAGCGCCGAGCUGGCGUGACGCCAUCUUUGGAGGAAGUCUCCAGUGUCAGCGGGGAGGAGGAUGUGGCGUGGGCUGGAGAUGCUGCGCAAGCACGUUGCAAGACCUCCAAAACCGCCGCCGCCAAGGAGGCAGAAGCCUCGAAGCAGUGGCCCAGUAUCCAUCAGCGCAGCAUCAUCGCAGUAGCGCUGUCGUCAUGCGCUUUGCUGCUAGCAGUUGGCCCAGCGGCAUACUGCUGGCUGAAUCAGGGCCGGGCAGAGCUCGCCGACUCGUAUCGAGGAACUGCCCACCCACUCGGUGAGACGGAUUCCUGCCACACUGGGCAGGAGGCUGCUCCCAUCAGCCAUCACCAUCGACCGGCAUUGUACCUGGGACGUGACUACGUCAAUGAGGUAGCAUCUGGAGGCAUCAAUGGCCUGCUGAUGAUGGUUGCAACAGUGGUUGCCGGAAUCGGAAUAGACAUGCCUGGUCAGCAAAUCCUAGCUCUUGGUGCUGCGAGCCUCGUGUCUUACGCAUUCUCCAUGGGCUUCGGCGCUUUCGUGGUGGAGGAGGCCAAAGAAGGCUUUGCCACAAGCCAACUGCAGGAAGAGUAUGAGGAGGUACGCAGCAUGCCGCAGUCGGAAGUGGACGAGAUGAUCUGCCACUACAGGAAGCGUGGGCUGUCUGACCAGGACGCAAACGCCGUGGCGAAGAUCCUGUCGCAGUACGAGGACUUUUGGGUUCAUCACAUGAUGGCCGAAGAGCUGGGCAUCCAACUUCCCAGAGGAGACGCCUAUGCGAUGCAGUCCGGUCUUGCCACUGGGAUGUCCUUCUUGUUCUUCGGCAUGGUGCCUCUUCUUGGCCUUGCAGUUUCCACUCUUCUGCGGAGAUGUGUUGGGCCAGAGUGGUACAGACCGCAGUUCUCCACCGCAAUGUCGCUAGCCUUGAGUGCCACAGCACUGUUGACGCUCGGCGCCUUCGUCAGCCGAGUGGUGGGAAGCCGCACGCCCAUCAUUAGUGGCCUGAUGAUCAUGGCCAAUGGCUUUGCAGCGUCAAUCAUGGCUUUCGCUGUGAGUCAGAUGCUCGUUUCUGCCGGCGGUAAGGGGGCCUCGCCCUCCCAAGAGAGACCUCGCCAGUUGGACCCUUCUGCAACAUCCUCUCCGGCGGAAGCAGGAAGGUACUGCCUGGACCGAAGUGGCAGUGCAGGGUCCACACCGGGCCAGGGUCCGACGGAGUCGCAGGCCUGGCCAACUUUCAGACAUCAGUUUGUACACUGCAGUUCCAUGCUGUGGGUUUCGGUGUGCUCGGCCAUCGUGGCCUGGCAAGCGACGACGAGAGCAGCAAGUGCUUACGAGCGUAUGCACUGGGAGGUCAUGCGUGUCUUCGCAUACGGCCUGUUGACUUGCCUGACAACAGGACUCGGGGCUGUCCCGUUCCUGUUUGUGCAUCCUGGCCACAUUGGAAUCUGGGGCUUGUCCGUGGCCAACGCAGUGGCCGCCGGCAUGAUGCUGGCAGCGUCUUCCGGCAUGCUGCUCGAGGCUCACGAGCACUGUGGGUUUCUGGACUGGCAGAUCUUCGCCGGACUUCUGGCAGGUGGGCUUUUCAUCAGAGCGAGCGAGGGCCUGCAUGGCGACGACGAGGAAGAGGAGUCGGAGAUCGCCGCAUUGCACGAAGCGCUCGUCGAGAGGAAGCAAUGGCGAAAAGCCAUGCUUAUCUUCACCGUGAUGUUCUGCCACUCUGCAGCGGAAGGUAUCGCGGUGGGCGUGGCCUUCAGCAGGCGAUUGAACCAUGAGUUCGGGGUCUACAUCUCCUUGCUCCUUGCCGUGCACAACGUUCCUGAGGGCCUCGCGGUUGCACUUGUUCUGGUUCCACGUGGAGUUUCUGCGACCCUAACAGCUCUGAUUGCUAUCUUGACAAGUGUCCCACAGCCGCCACUGGCCCUAGCUGCGUUCCUCUUUGUGGAAGUGGGCUCCCAAGUGUCGACUUUCGUGCGCUGUCUCCUUCAGUCUCUGGGUGCGCUGCUUGCUGUACCGGAAACGACUUGUCGAGAAGGGAUCUACUCAAAAGGUUGGCUCGUUUUCGUGAAGCUCAAAAUCUCAGCUGCAGACGGCUCUGCCCCUGAAGGCCGGAAGAGGACGGCUUUUUUGGAAGAUCUUGAAUAUCCAGAAAGGUUCGAUGCUGCCGCAGCUGCUCUAAUCGUAUCCCGGUUUUUCAAUGGCUGCUGCCACUGGGGCUUGCAUUUGCUGCAGGCGGGGCUGGAGCUUUCCUACACUGAUGCCACUCCCCAGGACCCUGGUUCUACUUUCAAGACGCAGACCGCUUCUGCGGAAGGUCGGCUUGAAGAUGUGAAGCUGCUACUCCAACAGGUCUCUGUAAAUGCGAAGAACGACUCGGGAAGUACUCCGCUCCAUGAGGCGGCCUUCGCCGGGCACGUCGAGGUUUGUGCCGUUCUGCUGGCGCACGGCGCCGAGGUGACAGAGCUUGACCAAUGGGGUGCCACAGCUUUGCACCACGCAGCCACCAGAGGUCAACGUGCUGUAGCGCGACUUCUCCUGGCGAGCCAGGCAGACGUAAAUGCAAUGACAAGCAACUUGCACAUGCCGAUCGACUUGGCGCAGGCGAAAGGCCAUCUUGACCUUGCCGCAGAGCUUCAACAAGAAUCCCUGCGAUGUCAGGAGGUCAGCAACAUUCAUCAAAGGAAGGCAUGCUUCAGAUGGUCCGCAACCUUUGCCGGUACCUUCGUGGUGUUGCUUGCCGGUCCAGAACUCCCGACGGAGGAUCCAGGAUUGGACAGUCGUUCACACCUGAGCAGCGGAGCGUGCGACAUCCAAAAUCUGGAGUGCACAGCUCAUGGCCACAAGAGGGGCGUGAUCAUGAGCUUGCAGAUGCUGGCCGCAGCUUAA